Molecule: messenger RNA, 684 nt
Organism: Westerdykella ornata
Lineage: Eukaryota; Fungi; Ascomycota; Dothideomycetes; Pleosporales; Sporormiaceae
Exons: 1
Biological process (GO): canonical NF-kappaB signal transduction
Source: RefSeq, a predicted model, not a curated record
GCCUUUCGCGAGUCCUUGUUCGACGCCCUGGCUGAUGAUGAAGGAGCUGAGUACUGGGAGAGUGUAUACGGCCAGCCAGUGAAUAUCUACCCCAACACCAAACCCGGACCUGACGGGAAACUGGAAAGGAUGACCGAUGAAGAAUAUGCCGACUACGUACGCACAAAGAUGUGGGAGAAGAGCCAUCAGCAUAUCAUAGAAGAGCGCGAAGCGCGGGAGCGGGCACGAAGGAAAGCCAAGGACAGAAAACGGCAGGUGGAAGAAGAUAUGGCAAAAGAGGAGGAAGAGAGAGAAAACUUACGACGCAGGAUGCAAGAAAGCUUAAGAAGAGGGGAGGAGCGGAAGAAAGCGAAAGAAGCGGAGGCUGCAUGGGCGCGGUAUAUGCAGAAAUGGGAGGAACUCAAGCAGCGGAAAGAUCUCACUCAGGACAGCACGGCAGCGCGAGAUUUGAUACCUUGGCCGGUCGUAUCUGGGAAGCGGCGGCAUGUCUCUAACGAUGAGAUCGAGUAUUUCUUCGAGAACUCAACCGCUUGGAGAGAGGAUCCGGCAGCGAUGCUCAAAGUUGAGCGUGUCAGAUGGCAUCCAGACAAAAUGCAACAGCGAUUUGGGCAACACAUCGAUCCCGAUACCAUGAGGUCGGUUACCGCCGUUUUCCAGGUUGUUGAUAGACUCUGGAGCGAGCAA